Cutaneotrichosporon oleaginosum is the source of this 643-nucleotide messenger RNA. RefSeq lists its product as uncharacterized. NCBI's taxonomy places the organism in Eukaryota, Fungi, Basidiomycota, Tremellomycetes, Trichosporonales, Trichosporonaceae. The record is from RefSeq and is a predicted model, not a curated record.
GCUAGGCUUCAACCUCCAGAGCUCAGAGGGGAGUUCACGCGCGAUUUCACAACGUGCCCCGCAACAUGCGACCAGCAGCGCCCUGUCGAGCUUGGUGAAUUCCUUGACAAUUGACCACGAUCGUUCGUGGCGUGUCCAAAUCCCUCAAGGGAUGAUGGAGCACUCUGGAUGUGGCGCACCGUCACCCUCCAGGCCACGACACCAUCCUUCUUAACGUUCGUCAAAACUCUCUCCUCCUCACUCUUCAUCAUCCUCUCUGGACGACUCAUUACUCGAUCUCCUCAACCUCCUCAAUCUCAUCGGCCACCCCCUCGACCCCCUCCGUACUGGUGUCCGCCCAAACAGCCCAAUCGCAUUCUCUCUCUCGGCGAGGAUGUGUCAAUGCAUGUCAUGGACGCCCUGCCCGACGACGACGUCUUCGUUCUCGAAUGGGUGGGCUGCACGUUGCGUGAUAUGACAGUGAGCUAUCCCGUCGUUCUUGAGCAUCACUUUCCUCGGGUGUCACUCAAAAUGUGAUAGAUAACGCUCUAACCAUGCAGGACGCCUACUGGAAGUCGCGCGUUCGGAAGACGUUCACCAGCUGCCCCCAGCUCCUCCUUCACCCGCCGCGCCAGCCUCGCCCGGAAGAGCACUAUUGGCGCCG